CCCAACGUGUUCUUCGUCGAAGCUUCAAGUAGCAUGCACUCAGCAUGGACCACGAACAGUAAACGAGUAGUCAGUGCCAUUUUAAGAGUGCGAUCCGGAAAGGUUUCGAGGCGAGCAAGCAAAGCAUCCAGCAACGAGAGUAAAUUGGAAUACUCGUACAGCGAAGUCUGGCCUGCCGGCGACGGAAAUAACGAUCGUGGUCCCAUACACUAAUUAGAUUAGAUUAGACAAACCUGAUUAGUUCGCUGUGCAUUGUGGGGGCAUGGGCAGCAGGCAUAGGGAAGGGGAGCGAGCUCGUGCUGUCGAUUCUUUGUUUGUCUUCGCAGAUAAAUUUGCGAAGUGAGUAAAGCUCGAAGCUUGCGGAGCAACUUUCUUGUGUUGCGUUGUGACUAAAAUUUAAAAAAGGAAAUCGACGUGACACAAGUGGAAGCUACCGCUGCAUGACCACACCAGCGCGAGCGAUUCGGGUGUUGUUCAGUUACGAGCAUUUUUUGGUGCAUUUGUUUGCUGAAUUUUUUGCGGAUCAGCUGUGUACAUUUUCGAGUGUGUCUGUUUGCUUGCGAGACAAUAUGCAGAAGGCACAACAACGCGGUCUCUGCUGGAUGCUGUUUGUGCUGGGCUCCCUGAUCCUUACCCUAACGUUGGCCUUCAGUUACUGGAUGUUUGUUCCACGGGAGGUGCAUUUCUGGCCGCUGAUUUCGCGCAAUUACAGCGGGCCAGAAGCAAAGAUCUCCAUGCUACCGGGGAUGGUGCCAGCGGGACUCAAGCUGAAGCACGGGCCACCCUUCGUCUACCAGAUAUUACAUUAGUCCAACACACACGACAGAGUAUAUGCUAUGUAAUCGUAUUCUAGUUUAACAAUAAAUUACAUGUACGUUAGAGAAUUGGGUGG
Messenger RNA from Drosophila obscura, 892 nucleotides. RefSeq lists its product as uncharacterized. NCBI's taxonomy places the organism in Eukaryota, Metazoa, Arthropoda, Insecta, Diptera, Drosophilidae. Bases 441 to 809 code for a protein of 122 amino acids. The record is from RefSeq and is a predicted model, not a curated record. The transcript has a single exon.